AUGGCUCCAAAGCAGAUCAGAACUAUUGGCCAAGUCUCUCAAUAUGUGUGCCUUUUGUCCAAGCCAGUAAGUCCGGUUUCGGGCCAGGUACGCCAAUUCACCUCACCCGUUGAUGCAUCGAUUCCGGCAUCAAAGCAGAAGUUUGUACCUUCAUCAGGAACAUAUCCAAAGGGUUUCAAGGUUUCUGGAAGCCAUGCAGGUGUUAAGGCUUCCAAUACAUCAGCCCCUGACCUGGCAUUGGUGUGGUCUGAGGAGCCAUGUUCCGCAGCGGCUGUUUUUACUACAAACAAAUUCCAAGCAGCCCCUGUCCAAGUGAGCUCAGAACUGAUUCGAAAGAGGAACGGGAACGGAAUCCGAGGGGUUAUUGUUAACGCUGGCUGCGCGAAUGCUGUCACAGGCAAAAAGGGACUACAGGACGCGAGAAGCAUGAGCAAAAAAGCGGACGAAUGCAAUGGGCUUAAAGAAGAAGAUUCAAGUACUCUUGUUAUGAGUACUGGUGUGAUUGGCCAACUAUUACCUAUUGAGAGAAUCCUCAACAAGGUCCCUGAAGCACAAUCCAACCUUGCGUCUACACAUGCGGCAUGGUUACGUACAGCUCGAGCCAUCUGCACUACCGAUACGUUCCCAAAACUCACCUCUAGAAGCUUUAGCCUACCGUCCUCACCGGACCGUACAUACAGCAUUGCGGGAAUGACCAAGGGUGCCGGCAUGAUUCAUCCAAAUAUGGCUACACUUCUAGGUAUAAUUUGUACCGAUGCACCCAUCGAAGCUCCUGUUUUGCAAUCACUUCUUUCUCACUCUAUAUCUCGGUCUUUCAACUCCAUAUCCGUGGACGGCGAUACCAGCACCAACGAUACGGUAGCUAUUCUCGCCAAUGGCGCGGCGGGAGGAACGCCCAUCUCCUCGACCGGUUCAAAAGAUUAUACCGCCAUGCAAUCGAUUCUAACGCAGUUCACGCAAUCUUUAGCUCAACUAGUUGUCCGUGAUGGCGAGGGGGCUACCAAGUUCGUGACUGUUCGCGUUAAGAAUUCGCCUUCUUACACCGAUGCCAAAUGCAUUGCCUCAACAAUUGCUCGUUCCCCACUGGUGAAGACCGCAUUAUAUGGCAAGGACGCCAAUUGGGGACGUAUCCUUUGCGCAGUUGGAUAUACGCCAGACCUUACUCCUGGCACGGUUGUACCGGAGAGGACUAGCGUGAGCUUUAAACCUGCUGAUGGAAGUGCUGAGCUCAAGCUACUGGUAAAUGGGGAGCCAGAAUCUGUAGACGAGGGGCGAGCCUCCUCCAUCUUGCAACAUGAGGAUCUUGAGAUCGUUGUGGAUCUAGGAGGUGGAGCUAGUGGAGAGGCUGGUAGGGGCGGUGAAGAUGCAAUUUAUUGGUUCUGUGAUUUCAGCCAUGAAUACGUAACUAUCAAUGGAGACUACAGAACAUGA
Microsporum canis CBS 113480 is the source of this 1431-nucleotide messenger RNA. Its product is annotated as arginine biosynthesis ARG7. Gene Ontology annotation, cellular component: mitochondrial matrix. The record is from RefSeq and is a predicted model, not a curated record. Gene Ontology annotation, molecular function: L-glutamate N-acetyltransferase activity, acting on acetyl-L-ornithine as donor; L-glutamate N-acetyltransferase activity, acting on acetyl-CoA as donor. The coding region runs from base 1 to 1431 and encodes 476 amino acids. Gene Ontology annotation, biological process: L-arginine biosynthetic process; L-ornithine biosynthetic process. The transcript has 2 exons. Lineage: Eukaryota; Fungi; Ascomycota; Eurotiomycetes; Onygenales; Arthrodermataceae.